Messenger RNA from Cornus florida, 1327 nucleotides. RefSeq names its product dof zinc finger protein DOF1.6-like. Lineage: Eukaryota; Viridiplantae; Streptophyta; Magnoliopsida; Cornales; Cornaceae. Gene Ontology annotation, molecular function: DNA-binding transcription factor activity; DNA binding. The record is from RefSeq and is a predicted model, not a curated record. The coding region runs from base 280 to 978 and encodes 232 amino acids. The transcript has a single exon. Gene Ontology annotation, biological process: regulation of DNA-templated transcription.
UACAAACCACCGCUUCUGAAAUUGCUUUCCACUGCAACACCUUCCCAGCUUCAUCCCAUUCCCAUAUUAAGCGUCAGAGUUUGUCUCCCCCCUCUCCUCUCUUUCUCUCUCUAAAACUCUCUCUCUCUCUCUCUCUCUCAAUAUAAACCCAUUCCCACCUUUCAAAAUAAACCCCCUUUAGACACUCUACUAUCUCUGUUCUCUCUGUCUGUCGUUCCUCGUUUCCUACUCUCUCUACUCUGAACUUAAUCAAGCUAGAGAUUGAUACAGAGAAAAAAAAUGCCGUCAGAAUCCGGUGAGCGACGUCCGGCGAGGGUCCAACAAGCGGGCACGCACCCGCCGGAGCCGGAGCACGUGCCGUGCCCGCGAUGCGACUCGACCGACACCAAGUUCUGCUACUACAACAACUACAACCUCUCUCAGCCCCGCCAUUUCUGCAAGUCGUGUCGCCGGUACUGGACCCGCGGUGGGACCCUCCGGAACGUCCCCGUUGGCGGCGGGACCCGCAAGGCCUCCAGCUCCAACAAGCGCUCUCGCACCGCUCCGAAUACCGCCACUUCUUCGUCUUCGUAUUCGAGCAUGACCCACGACCCGAUACCCGCCAACCCGGUUUCAAUGAUUUCCGGGAUGAAACCCGAUAUCGGCUCGCCGUUGUCCGGCGGGAGCUUCACUUCGCUGCUGAGCACUCAGGGGGCUGGGUUCCUGGCUCUGGGCGGGUUCGGGCUUGGGCUCGGAACCGGGUUGAAUGAAAUGGGGUUUGGACUUGGUACCGCGGUUUGGCCCGUUGGGGAAGCCGGUGAAGGGAAUGGCUGUGGCGGCGGAGGCGUCGGCGGCGGUGGUGGUGGGUGUGGCAAUGGGACGUCAUCUGGUUGCAACAACUGGCAGAUUGGUAGUGGUGGUGAAAGUGGGUUGGGGGAUUCGGAUUGCUUUGGUUGGCCGGACCUUGCUAUUUCCACUCAAGGCAAAGGUCUCGAAUAAAUAAUACUUCUACUGCUCCUUUUAGCUUUUUGAGGAAAGAAAAGAAGGGUUUCUUUCUCUUUCCUUUUCAGUUGGUUCUUAGUCAGUUCUUGUUGUUAAUGCUAUUAUUGUCUAUUACAUAUAUAGAUAUAAUAUAUAUAUAAUUAUAUAUAUGAUAUUGGGUUUGAGGGUGUCUUUUGAAUUUAGGGUUUUGUUUAUGUGGUUUGGGUCUAUUUUGGAUGUAUAGGCUGAACAAAGUGGAAAAGAAAGACUGGUCCUCUUUUUUGGAACUUACAGUGAAGUUCUGUGUAGAUGCAUGAAUCUUGUUUUGAUGAUAUUGCAUGAAUAUAUCAUGUUAUUAUUAUUCUUC